AUGACAACUUCAGGCGUUGGAGAAGACAAAUACCGUACUUACUUGUAUGGAGAAGAAGAGAAGAACACCAAAUGGAGGUUUGGUUCCCCUCCAAACUAUGAUGCUGUCAACAAACUCUUUGAAGAAGGCAGGACUAAGGUUUGGCCAUCUGGAUCACUUGAAGAAAAAGUGCAGAACCUUGUAAAGACAUGGGAAAUGGAGAUGUUCCACAAGACAUGCUUUGAUGAUUAUAAAUCAGUUGAUCCAAAGAAGUAUACUUUUAACCUAAACGGAAGGAAACCUGUUACUUUGGAAGAAAAGCGCAAACUUGGCGGAGGCUACAACAACUUUCUGCAGACCAGCUUACCGGAGAAGUUCCGGGUUUAUAACCCUGCAGAGGAAACUGUGGAUUCAGCUCAUGUGGCUUUUACAACAGCAUUCCCUCGCGGGUUUGCUUUGGAGGUUCUCCAAGUUUAUUCAGGGCCACCAGCGAUUGUGUACAAGUUCAGGCACUGGGGUUAUAUGGAGGGUCCUUUCAAGGGCCAUGCUGCAACUGGGGAAUUAGUAGAACUUUAUGGAAUGUCUAUUUUUGAGGUGGAUGAACAUAUGAAGGUUGUGAAGGUAGAGUUCUUUAUGGACCGCGGAGAAUUGCUUGGAGGUCUUAUGAAAGGCUCUAGCUUGGAUGGUUCAACUGCAGAGGCAGCAGCUUCAACCUGCCCUUUCUUCAGGGGCACAGGGUAG
This is a messenger RNA of Dovyalis caffra, 720 nucleotides long. The record is from the annotation of a GenBank genome assembly. NCBI's taxonomy places the organism in Eukaryota, Viridiplantae, Streptophyta, Magnoliopsida, Malpighiales, Salicaceae.